GUUGCAGUUAAACCCAAAGGAGAACGGAGACCUGCUGCUCUGAACCUGGUUCUGUUUGGUCCCAGUGACCCACUGAAGGCGUCAGCAGCCAGAGCCAUUCUAGGUCAUGAGGAUCUUCCUUCACAGCGUGUCAGAAAGCAGGGAGAGGCGUUUGGACGUCAGGUUUCUCUGGUGGAGCUGCCUGCCUUGGGUGGAAAAGCUCAGCAGGAAGUGAUGGAGGAAUCCUUCAGGUGUGUCUCCCUCUGUGACCCUGAGGGUGUCCACGCCUUCAUCCUGGUCCUACCUGUGGGUCCCCUCACUGAUGAAGACAAGGGAGAGUUACACACCAUCCAGGACACAUUCAGCUCCAGAGUCAAUGACUUCACCAUCAUCCUCUUCACCACAGAUCCUGAACAUCCUGAUGUUGGUAACUUUAUAGAGAACAAGGACAUCCAGGAUCUCCUCCAGAUCUGUGGAGGAAGAUAUUUAGUUCUGAACAUCAGAGACAGGCGGCAGAUCAGAGGACUGAUGGAGACGGUGGAGAGAAACAGAGAGAAACUGUUCAGUUACACAACUAAAACAUUAUUAUGGGGCCAAAUGGAGGAAAAACUGCAGCUACAGAAUAAACUGAAGCAGUUUGAGUCAAAGACACCAGUUACAGAUCCUGAGCAGAUCCCGAUAUCCGAUUGUCUCCGGAUCGUUCUGAUCGGGAAAACCGGCGGUGGGAAGAGUUCAUCAGGAAACACCAUCCUGGGCAGGAAACUGUUUGAAGCUAAAGCGUCUCAGCAGUCGGUCACUAGAAACUGUCAGAAAGCUCAGACUGAGAUCGGAGGUCGUUCUGUCGUUGUGGUCGACACUCCUGGUCUGUUUGACAACACGCUGACCCCCGACCAGGUGGAUGAGGAGCUGCUGAAGUGCAUGAGCCUGCUGGCCCCGGGGCCACACGUCUUCCUGCUCGUGAUGCAGGUCGGCAGAUUCACAGAGGAGGAGAAACAAACUUUAAAAAAAAUGAAGAACAUUUUUGGUAAAAACUCUGAAGAUUUUACCCUCAUCCUGUUCACUGGAGGAGACAAACUGAAGUAUGAGGACAAAACGAUAGAACAAUACCUUAGUGAGGGACGUGAUGAAUCCUUUAUGAAGGUGAUCAACGACUGUGGAGGAGGAUAUCAUGUUUUUAAUAACUAUGAUAAACAGAACCGAUCACAAACCAAUGAACUGAUCCAGAAGAUCAACAAGAUGGUGGAGAAGAACAAAGGAAAAUGUUUCACCAGCGAGAUGCUGCAGGAGGCAGAAGCUGCUAUACAGAGAGAGGUGAGGAGGAUCCUGGAGGAGAAAGAAGGAGAAAUGAAGAGACUGAGGGAGGAACUACAGAAGAAACACGAAGAAGAAACAGAAUCACUGAGAAGAAAAAUGGAAGAACAGAGAGAAGAGAUGGAAAAAGAGAGAAAACAGAGAGAGCAACAAUUUAAAGAGAUGGAAGAAAACAACAGUAAGGAGCGAGAGCAGAAAGAGAGAGAACAGAGAGAAAGAGAAAAGGAAGAGAAGAAAAGAAAAGAGGAGGAAGAACGACAACAACAUCAGUGGGAGGAAGCACGACAAGAUUUAGAGAAAAUGAUCAAACGGGAAUCAGAAGAAAAGGAAACAAUCGACAGAAAACUGGAAGAGAUGAGAAAAAAGAUGGAGGACAAACGAGACGCCUGGGAGACGGAAAGAAAGGAGUGGUGGGAAAAACGACACCAAGAAGACGGAGAGAGACGAGAAGAACUGAAGAGACUUCACGAGAAAUAUGAGAAAGAGAGAGAGAAAUAUGAAAACCAGAGAAGAGAAGAUGAGGAGAGGAGGAGAGAAGUGGAGAAGGAGAGGAAAGAACUAGAGGGAAAAUAUCAGAAACAACUGGAGGAAGUAAAGAGGAAGUUUGAGGAGGAAGCCAGAAAACAAGCAGAAGAAUUUAAUGAGUUCAAACAAAAAUACAAGAAAAAGUUUUGUGCUUUUCUGCAAAAACAUGAAGAGGAAAGAAAAUCUAUGGAGGAAAAACAGCAGAAAGAAAUCAGAGAAAAACCUAAAGUGAAACAACUAAACAGAUGAAACAUGUUUAUGAUAAAUGUGAUUAAAAUAAAAACAAAAAGCAAAAGAUGUCAGAAAAACAACACAGUGUGACGCAUCACAACUUCCUGAAGAUCUUUGGUUUCAGUAAAGUUGAUCAAACUAUUUUAGUUUCUUUAGAUCUUUACAUUUAUUUUAAUCAAAGUGAACUUUGUUUCAAGCAUUGUUCUUUAU
This is a messenger RNA of Poecilia latipinna (sailfin molly), 2256 nucleotides long. RefSeq names its product putative golgin subfamily A member 6-like protein 6. Gene Ontology annotation, molecular function: GTP binding. The transcript is spliced from 2 exons. The record is from RefSeq and is a predicted model, not a curated record. The annotation marks the transcript as partial. NCBI's taxonomy places the organism in Eukaryota, Metazoa, Chordata, Actinopteri, Cyprinodontiformes, Poeciliidae.